AAUACGCUCCUUCAGCUUUACUUUGAGAGCGCCAUAGAGGAGGAGGCUAACGAGCAGCCCUUCGUCGCUUUGGAAACGCGAAACCAGCGUGAUAGAGUAUGGACUGAAUGGACCGAGUAUGUCUUCUCUUCCCCCUCACCUUUCCCGGGCCUCCCCCCCUCACGCGAACUAAAGCUCGACACGACCCGUCUUGAUGUCGACCCCUGCCGCUUCUGGGUGGACUUCGCUCGGGAACCGUCAGCUCCAAGGGGUCAGGCAAUCGUCCAGGGGUUUCUACACAAAUAUGUGGAAAACUCCUAC
Parathielavia appendiculata is the source of this 300-nucleotide messenger RNA. RefSeq lists its product as uncharacterized. The record is from RefSeq and is a predicted model, not a curated record. The annotation marks the transcript as partial. Lineage: Eukaryota; Fungi; Ascomycota; Sordariomycetes; Sordariales; Chaetomiaceae. The transcript is spliced from 2 exons.